AUGGCGGGCGACGACCUUAUAGCUAAUGGCAGCCAAAACCAAAAAGAAAACUACUUCACGCAACCCUAUGUCUAUAUAGAACACUAUCUAGCACAGCUGGAAGAUGGUUGGCUGCCGGAAGAUGGACUGGAGGCAGAAGAUUCUGAAGAUGAUGACCCACCAAAUCCCCUUUAUACUAGGGAUGAACUUCUAAGUCUAUAUGAUAACAAUGGUGAUGAAGACAGUCAGGAAGAAAAUGAAAAUGAUCCUCCUCUUGUUGAAGAACUGGUGGAAGAACGAGAAAGUCAAAGCACAGUUCCUUGUGGUGGUACUUUCAAUACAUUAUUGGACAAAAGAAAACUUAUUUGGAAAAACAAGGACGUGAACUUAUAUGAGGAUCGAAUUACUUUCUUAGGCAGCUCAGCUUUUCCAUCAGAAAUAUGA
Messenger RNA from Parnassius apollo (apollo), 423 nucleotides. Lineage: Eukaryota; Metazoa; Arthropoda; Insecta; Lepidoptera; Papilionidae. The record is from the annotation of a GenBank genome assembly.